Molecule: messenger RNA, 7232 nt
Organism: Zeugodacus cucurbitae (melon fly)
Lineage: Eukaryota; Metazoa; Arthropoda; Insecta; Diptera; Tephritidae
Product: RNA-binding protein Ro60
Exons: 7
Coding region: 1487-3166 (559 amino acids)
Cellular component (GO): ribonucleoprotein complex
Molecular function (GO): RNA binding
Source: RefSeq, a predicted model, not a curated record
UACUAUGUUUAAACCAGAAAAUAUUUAAAUGAAUUAAUUUAGCUUGCUGAAGAAUUUAAUAAAUUAAAAUUAGUUACCUGAAAAAUAUGUAGUAUAAUGAAAUUAUGUUCAUAAAUUCUCGAAUGAAGCAGUUUAUAUUUUUUUAUAAUUUACCACAAGAUCAUUUUAGAAAUAAUCAAGUUAUGGAAUCUCCCUAAUAUAUAUUAAUAGAUGUUUGUCUAAAUCUCUCUCCGGCAAAGAAAAAGUGGUGUUUUUUGUGGUGCAACGAGCACAUUACGAACAAUAAUUUUUGUUAUUACUGCUUAACGAACGCAUAAUCACUUUUUUCUCUACAACCGCUUGAGUUUUUGAAAAACAUUGUCACAUUGACAUAUAUCUUUGAAAUAUACAAAGCACUUUACGAAAUUGUACAAUUUGCAAGGGAAAAAAAAAAAUGUAAAUAGCACAGAUAACGAACAACAUUUGAGACAAUGUUUAACAAGAAAUAACACAUUUUUGAAACCAUUUUGCAUUCAUAACACACAUAUACAAACAUAAUGUACACAUUUGUAGUUUCCAAAAUCGAAACGCCGAUGAGCAACAUUUAAAAUUACGCUAGUGAAAAAACGUAGUGAAACGAAAAAAAUACAAAAUACAAAUUAAAAGCAAUUUUCAACUUAACACUUCACUAAUACAUAGUAUAAACUUGCAGAUCUACCAAUAAAAAAUAAAUUAAAUUAAAUUUAACUAAAUAUUGAAAUCUAGAAAACAAAUGCAAAGCAUUACAUUUUACUUUAUAAUCUAAGUGCAAUAACAAGCUUAAGUCUUUAAAUUAAUAGUAGUCUAUUAAAAUUUAAUUAAGUGCAACACUUAAAUACUACUAUAAGGUGGUUAAGCGAUGACAUUUCAAAUUUAUGCAAGUGCCACAUGUCAGAUGAGCGAAUCAUAACAAAACAUAAAAUAAAUAAAUAACAAAAAUCUAAAGGAAAAUUCUUGCGACAUUAAAUAUUUGCUUAUUCGACAAAAAUAAUAAACAUGUUAAAUUUGAGCGGAAGAAUAUUUAUCGCAAAUACAAAAAAGUGUAGGAAUGUAUGCCAGUUUUAAAAGUAUUCUCAUAAAAUUGUUUAGCCGCGUAUAAGAUUAAUAUAAUUAACAAUAAAAUAAAAAAAACACAAAGCAACAAAAACAAACAAAGCAUAUUUUCUUAUUAGCGUUGGCAAUAAAUAUAUUUAUAGACCCUACAGAGUAUUGGAUAAAUCCAUCAUAAAUCCAUCCAUCCAUAGAAAUAGCAAAAUUUAUUCAAAAUUCCAGCGAAAUUUUUGAAUGAGAGAAAAUCCAAAAUGAAGUGAGAGCUACUACAUAUUAGCUGCAAGCUAAAACAUAUCGAAUACCGUUUACUUAAUAAACUUCAUAAUGUCAAUGUCAAUAAUCAAUGAAAAUAUGCAGAGAGACGCUGGCAACCAAGUGGACAACCUGUGCGUAAAGUAGGCUUCUUAAAAGCUCGCUAAUGGAGUUGGACGCAAAAGACAAGCUACGGCGUUUCUGUUAUCUUGGGAGGUUUGAACCCGUCUAUAUACAUCUGCGUGGCUCGAUCAAUGUUGGGUUGUAUUGGCCGCAAUUAGCAGAGCUCUGCAAAUCACUGGAUGACGUAGCAAUGCUUCUAAUUUUGCGACAAGCGCUACAGGAAACCACACUCGUGCGACGUGAUGAGCCACUUUUCGUUUAUGCAGCUUAUUUAGCUAGUGAUGUCGACAUAAAAUUGAAAACGUCAGUGCGUAAAGUCUUUCCGGCGUUAAUACUAAAUGAUGAAGACCUUUUCAUGUUUUGCAAAUACGCUAUGCUCAUACAACGUCAGUUAAAGCAUAAAGGAUUCACUAGUACAACAAGAAAAGCCAUAACAGCUUGGUACGAAGAUCAAUCAUCAGAAGAGCUACGUCAAAUGUGGUUAACGCACCGCGGUGCACAUGGCUUCACGCACAAAUCGCUUAUUAAGCUAUGUCAUAUUAACGACGAAACCAUCGGUGCUGUGGGAACAGUUACACCGUUUUUCAAAACAUGUACUGAAUUACUUAAAUCAUCUGAAUCGAGUGAUGGUUUCGCCAUUGUUGAAAAUCACACAGACUCUAAAACAAAUGAGAACGAAAAAGAGCAAACUGAGCAGACAACCGCCAUAGAUGUUGAAAAAACGAAAAGUAAUACAGAGUUAUCACCCUCAGUCGUUUUGUCUGUCAGCAAACUACGUACAACCAAGAAUAAGGCCGAGGCACUGAAAAUCAUACGCAAAUUCAAAUUACGUUACCAUCAAGUGCCCAAUCAUUUGCUACGUUUCGGUCCCAUAAUGGAGACGUUAAUACCAACCAUGUCAUAUUUGCAACUCUUGAAGAGUUGGCGCAAUUUGGCACGCUAUCAUUUUGAUAACCCAAAAAUAAUGAAAUUGUGUCAAGCGCUGUUUGAAAAUAAGAAACUAUUGCGCAAGGACAAUAUACAUCCCAUUGUAUUCCUGAUGCAGAUGCGCGACUUGGGCAUGCGUGAUGACAUAGCAAAGCUGGCACCCAAGCGAGUUGAAGCGUUGAAAAUGCCGCUUUUCAAGCAGCUCUAUCAGCAGUCAUUUGGCAACAAUCAAAGCACCGGGUUGCGUAUGCACAUCACAAUAAACAUACAAAAAAAUUACAGGAAAAAAACUUUAAAAAAUCAUAAAAAACUGGGAUUUCUCGAGGCUGCAAUCGCACUAGCUUUUGGUUACUAUAAAAAAGAAAAGGAGGUUGAUGUGUUCUACUGGAUUGACGAUAAGCUUGCUUUGGCACAAAUGCCCUGGGAGAAUGGUAUAACUGUUGAAGAUGCAAUUGAAUAUUGCGAUUUGUUGGAUAUUACAAAGACAAGUCAGCGUCUCAUAACGCCAGUUUUGCGUGCUAUGGAACGUAAGCAGGUCUACGAUGUGUUCCUGGUUAUUGUGCCAACAGCCGGACGCGGCAAUCCAAAAAAUAGUUCUGAAUUUCUGUGCAAAUUUUUAGAUAAAUAUCGUGAAAAGAAGAAUCCGAAAGCAAAGUUCGUUAUAUUGGACUUAUUGAAAUUUCGUCAGUCGAUGUGUUAUUCAGCUACACGCAACGAAAAUGUAUUAGAAAUUUGUGGUUUAGACGAGCACACUACAAAUUUGAUAAACAACUUCGCGUUGAACCGCUUCGGUUAAAAACAAAUUUCAACUAUUAUAUAUUCUCGACGACUCAGCGCAGGAAAUUGGUAACGAUCCAGUGAACAAAACAGUAAAAGUGUAGUGAAAAAAAAGAAGUGCGUGAAUUAUAUAAAACUUACAGUUUCCGCGCUCUGUGUGACCGGUAAGCGUAAGAAAUGAUUUCACUUGGUAAAUUGGGUGUUAGUGAAUGUGGUUUGAAAAUAUAAACACACACACAUAAGUUGUAUGUAGUAUUAAAAGUGCGUUAUAAUUAAUCCAGUUGCUUAGUGCAUACAUACAUACUUAUAAUACUAAUGAUAACAUUUAAAUGUUCUAAUUACAUGCAAUGCGCCAUGUAUAAAUAAUUACAUAAUUAAUAUCGUAGCUUGUAGUACGCAUACAUAUGAGCGAUACAUAAUUGUAGUGAAGAUUUCCGUAUUUUUCUUUCUGCUAAGGCUUAGUGUUAGUGUUUUUUGUUUCCAUUUGUGUUUGAGCGUUAAAUUUGCAUAUUAAUUUUUCUGUUUAUUUCAUGUUCUUAAUUAAUUAUUUUUCCACACACACACACACACAUACCUCCUCACUGAGAUAACAUUAUCAAGCGUUACGCUUUUCUUUAUUAUUAUUAUUAAUUACAAAGUAAUGAAAAUGUUUGCUUGUCUCAAUUGUUUAACUCAAUUUCUGUUAAAUUAUUAAAACUAGUUAAUAUGCAACCGUUCAAAACGUGCUUUAAAGUAAUGUUGAAAAUAAAGUCAAACAAACAAAAGAAAAUGGGGAAAUACAAUAUAAUUGAAAAUUUUGAACACAAUAAAUACUAUUGAAUGGAUACAAUCAAAUCAAAAUUGAACGAAAUCAUAGACGUAACGUACCAAUAUGGAUGCUAAACUGAAAUGCCUUAAAACUGCAAAAUCGCAAACAAUUCGAAAUGCAAACUACCAAUUAAGUUAAACCUAAUUAAACUAAAUUAUUGUAAAUUUAAUUAUACUUUGUAUGAAACGAGCAUUAUGCUAACGGUAUUUUAAGCUAAGCGUGUAUUAUUGGCACACAUGCACGCAAAACACAUAAUCACACAAACAUACAUAAAAUGUAUACAUAUAUACAUAUUUACAAAUAUAUGUUUGUAUGAAAUUCGAAUGUUAAACAGAAGCAAAAACGCGUAAAAUGCUGAUAUUGAAACUGAACUGAUGCGAAAUAGUAAAUAGUAAACUGUACUGAUAAACUCGAAAUUUGUUUAAUAUUUACAAGUGAUUAUAAAUUUGUGAGAUAAAAUAUUUAAUUAUAGAUUUAGAAAUUUCAGCGUGCGAUUGAGGAAUACAAAUUAAGCGAACAUUUAAUUUAAUUCCAGUUUUUUGUGUAAUUGUUAUUGUAAAUUGCAAAGUAUUUUGUGUUAAUAGUGUCGGUUACAAAUCAAUAUGGCAACGCUCUCUGACACGCCAAUUAUAAUUCCAGUUAGUUAUAUUACAAAAAAAAAAGAAAUUUAAAGAAUCUCAGCAAUUUGUGUUACUGUCUUGUAUACAUAAUCAUAGUGAAGUAUGCGCAAUAAUAAAAUCCAUUUAGACAUAAUUAAGUGAAUUGAAAUGAAAAAAAUACAUAUUUACAUAUAUCAGAAACAAUGCUGCCAAAUUCCAAUUUGUAUAAAAUGCAAUAUACUGACCAGACACACAGACUACACAGCCACUUACUGCAAUUCAAUUGCAUUGGAAUGUUAGUAGUUUAUGUUAGACGAAAGCGUUUUCGCAACGCAUACAACUGCAACUGAAGGAACAAUAAACUAAAUAAAUUAUUCAUUAUCUGAUAAAAUAGUGAAAUUUUUGUAUUGACAAGCAACUGAAUCUUCGACUGCCUUUAAAGAAACUGGUUAUAUAGCAACAUAAUAGAAAAUAUAUAGCAACAGUUAUUCGAUAAAUCAAAUACAUGCAUAAGUAAAUGAAAAUUUCUUGAAAAUUUAUGUGCCAUUUCAGGAAGUAAAAUUACCACACAAAAUUUGCAUAUGAAAAAUCUCACUUUAUAGUAAACACAAAACGAUUUACGAUACUGUUCGACUUAACUAAGUAGUAAACCGCCAAGUUGUAAUGUUGUAAAUUAAUUAGUAAAAAAAAAGCAACAAAGAACAAUAAACUAAAGAAAUAUUGAAUAUUUCAACUUAAAUUAUAAUUUAUUAUGGUCUACAAACAGUUGCUAGCGUACUAGUUAUGUGCAGAAUAUGGUAUUGCUAAUUAUAGUUAAAGAUUAAACUCUAUAUAUGUAUAUGUAUGUAUAUGAUUUUAGUUUUAUUAUUUUAAGUAAACAUAGAAAUUUGCAAAAUUUCCAAAAAAUAUAAGAAACACACACACUCAUCUGUGAAACAAACCGUUGUGAUCGCUAAGAAAUUUAAAGCAAAAAUUUAACGUUUAACGAACGAUAUAUAGAAAAUUUAAAAGUAUUAAAACGAAACUAAAUAGCAUAUAAACCGAAACGAAGCAGCAAAACCGAAACAAAACUAAAGUAAAUAGCAGGCAAGCAAAGACAAAGCAAACUUGUGUUACCGGAUCGUAUGAAUUUGCAAUAACAAUAAAAUAAAAAUAAGAAAUACAUGGAAAUAAAGGAAACAAACAAAAUGCAAAGAACUUUACAAAAUAUUAGGCAAAUUGCAAAAAAUUACAAAUUCAUUGUUAACGAAUCAAGCGCAACCGAAAAGUACCUUUCAAAACUCCGAUAAAUCCUCAAAAUUUAUGCAAAACACAUAAACGAAGUAAAAGAAAACAAAGACAAAACAAAUGAAAUAGCAGUUAAACAAAAUUUAGAUACAAUUUUAAAAAACGUACUUUGCUUUCGUUAAUAAAUGAAUAAUAAAAUAGUUUAUUUAUUAUUAUUUAUAAACUAAAAAAAAACAAUAAAAAACAAAAAGUGUUUAAAUUGUUGCAACAGGCAGACACAUAAAAAACUCAAAAAAAAUGACAUAAAGCAGUCAUCACACCCACAGUUAUGCGCAAAAAGCAGUGAGCAAAUGGAACAUAUUAAGAAAUAGAACCGUUGAAACGUUGAAAACUGAUGUGAUAUUUUUCAAAAACAAUUGUAAGAGUAUUAAAAAUGAAUUAAGUAAAAAUAGUGAAAACAAAACAAACGCAUAUACGCUAACUGUACACCAGCAAACGUUUAGAUUUGUAAUUCAAUUUAAUUUAAAUAAUUAAUAAAUAUUUAAUUGUAUGUAAACAUGUUUAGUCUAAAGUUAUAGUGCCGAAAGUGUUUUUGAUUUGAUUACGAAAAAAUAUAAUUUUUUUUCCUUAUACUAAAAAAUUAAGCAAUUAUAAAAGCGAAAUUUGUUUCAAAUUGAAUUUUGUAACUAUGUAAACGCUACAUAUUCACACACGAAAUUCUUUUUUAAGCACACAUACAUACUAUGUAUAUAGUAAAAGUGUGAGGAAUUAAAAAGAAUUAAAGCGCGCAAUUGCGAAGCAUAAGUAUUUUGUUUAAAAGCAAGUUUGAAAAGUGAUUAAUUCAUAAGGCUAAAACAUAAAUAAAUACAUAUGUAAGUUUAUAUUAUAAAUCUCGAUGUAAACAAUAUGAAACAAAAAAUAGCGAUAAAAUUGAUUUACAAAACACAAAAAAAAAAACAAAAAAAUAUGUUCAAAAAGGAAAAAUACAUUUGCUAAUUGUAAAGCAAGCAUACAAUUUUCUUAAAGUUAAGAGUAUUCUAUCUGCAUAGAUAUUAGCAUUUAACAAAACGAAAUUAAUGAACAUUUAAAGAAGAAAAAAAAACUUUACAAUUAAAAGUAAAACGAAAGCCAAAACUCAUACAUACUUACAUGACAUAAAUUUUCUCCGGAAAACAAAAACAGCCUGAAUAAUUUUAUAUACAAAAAUUCGCGUUGUAUUAAAUUUUUUGAUAUAAGUUUAUAUGUUUUCUUUUGUAAAUUAUAAAAACUACUUAUUGCUAAUGUGUGCACAAAAGUGAUUUAUUUGCUGGAAAUUAUUUAAAAUCUACGAAUUUAUUUAUUACAGUUUUUUAUUUUACUCUUUCAACAAAAAUUCUUUCAUUAAUUUUUUUUUACUGCUUAUACAAAAAUGUAUGUAGUUCUUAUAUUACUUUAUUUAUUUAUUUAUUUUU